AUGUCGAUCCCUACCGUCACUUUACCAGUCAUAGGGAGAACAGUAGGAAAGAUGGGAUUGGGUACGAUGAUGUUGAGUAUGACACCUGGUGUUACCGAGGAAGGAAUGAAAGAGGCUGACUCGAUCAGAGCCGGAGUAGACGCAGGAUCCAAUCUCCUAGUCUCUGGAUCGUUCUACGGUCCUCCGAGUGAUAGAAAACAUAAUCUUCAAUUACUUGGAAAGUUUUUCGCCAAAUAUCCUGAAUAUGUCGAUAAGGUGGUUUUGAGCGUUAAAGGUGGUUUCGAUCCAGCUUCUUUUGAACCUACUUCCGAUAUCAAUUGGAUUCGCGAAGAUCUCUUGACCUGCAAGUCUCACCUAGGUAAGAAGAAUAUCGACAUCUUUGAAUUCGCCCGAGUUCCCUUGGACAUACCUAUCGAAGAAGCCAUGAAGAACCUACUCAUCCUUCAAAAGGAAGGUCUCUUCUCCUCCAUUUCCUUGAGCGAAGCCACCGCCUCUACUUUCAAACGUGCACUCUCAGUUACUCCGAUCGUUUUCAACGAACUUGAAGUUUCUCUCUGGUCUGUCGAACAGCCUAUCCUCGACGCAGUUGCCGCCGCCGCAGAGGUCGGUGUUCCUGUUCUGGCUUAUUCCCCAUUGGGAAGAGGUUUCCUCACUGGACAAUUCCGUACCGUCGAGGAUGUCAAGAAUCACCCUUUGGCUGCUUUCCAACCUCGUCUCGCACCUGAAUUGUUUGAUCAGAACAUCAAGUUGGUCAAUAAAGUCGAAGAAAUCGCCAAGAGGCAUGGACACUCUGUUUCGGAGUUUGCGUUGGCUUGGGUGAUCAACAAGUUUCCUACGGUCAUCCCGAUUCCCGGGUCAAGUAAAGUGGAAAGAGUUAAAUCCAACAUUUCCGCCGCAAACAUCAAGAUCUCAUCUGAAGAGAUGGAAGAGAUCGAACAGAUCUUGAAAGAUUUCCCUCCUGUCGGUGGCAGAUAUCCCGAGCAUCAGGAACAAUUCCUCGUAAGCCGUUCGGUGUUAAUCGGUGAACGAAACGCUGACGCGUCAGAUGAAAUGAGUGGAUCACAAGGAAGAUUGGACAAAAAUGGAAUUUUCAACAAGGUCAAGAGGAGGGGAAAAUGCCACUGUAGGGGUGUCAGGGAGACCGAGACAAGUGAAUAG
Messenger RNA from Tremella mesenterica DSM 1558, 1158 nucleotides. RefSeq lists its product as uncharacterized. Gene Ontology annotation, cellular component: cytoplasm. The transcript is spliced from 5 exons. The coding region runs from base 1 to 1158 and encodes 385 amino acids. The record is from RefSeq and is a predicted model, not a curated record. Lineage: Eukaryota; Fungi; Basidiomycota; Tremellomycetes; Tremellales; Tremellaceae.